AUGGUGUACGACUGGGCAGGGAAGCGGGACAUCUGCUACCAGAUGUACAUCCAGGAUAAGAAGGGCUUGGAGGAGAUCAUGGAAUACAUGAGGACCGCUUAUCAGUUUUCCCCGAGCAAGCGCGCCUAUCAGACCCAAUUUAAACGAUGGGGAUUCCCUUCGAAACAAAACCCGGCCCAUAAGAAUGUCGAGCUGGUCGCUCGUGUCCAGCAGCUAUGGCAGCAGAAUACCAACCAACGCGACAUGCUUAGAAUCUUGAAUGAUGAGGGCUUCGUGAUCAAAGAACGAGAAUUAAUGCGCGUGCGUGCGAAAAACAGGUGGCUGCUGCGGGUUCCCAACGGGAUGAAGUCCCAACCGAGUGCUGCGGCGCAGGAGACGCAACCAGAGGACGAAGGCUUAUUGGCUUUACAACAGGAGGUCUAUAAACAAGACACAAUAUUUGAUGGCACCGAGGCUCCACCCGCGGAAUUGGCUACACAUGCAGAGGGGAGUCCUGCGGAGCCCAAUGUGUCGUCGGAGAUCAUGGCAAAACGAAAGGCGAGGCUGGACCUCCUGAAGUCAGAGAGCGCAGAGCGAUGGGCAUCGCGAAAGCGUCGACGUCGUACUCGUGGCUGGGCUGGACUGCCAGCAGAUCCUCCAGGGCCCCCUCGAUUCCCCUCGGAGACCACAAUCGACGAGAGUAAGCAGUAUCUCAACCUGGAUAACAUCAUGUACCGUCGACUUCGUGACAGGUUUCAACAGAUCUGCGAGGAUGCUGGAUUUAUCAAGAAAACAGUCGCAGGCCCGGAGAAAUGGCAAGCAGCGAAAGACAAAUUGAUUCAAGAAACUCCACACCUUCAGCAGAUUUUCAACGCCGAGCCCAAUGAGCGGGAUGCAAAAGUGCUUGCCUUGGAUGUUGUCUGCACGGAUGUCACUAAACGGAUGAGAACAUUAGAACGAAGAAUGACCAUUGCCGAGGCUAAAAAUGCCCUGGGGGUAAAUCCUGAGGAAAGCCGUCAAAUUCGGAAUGCUUUCUACGAGACUCUCAAAGCGGACCAUUUCACCAGCAAGUUGGAAGCUGGCGAUGAGCAUUGGAACGACCUAAAAGCACAGUGGAUCCGUGAAACACCAAUCCUCCAGCGAAUCCUAGAGCCCGGUCCAGCUGACCCCCACCACGCUAACAAACUGAAAGCCAUGGAGGUACUUUGCCGCGACGUGAUGAAACGACUGCGCGAUGACCAAACCAAGCGUGACCCUGCUCGGAAGAGAUCCUCUGCACGUGCCAGUUCAAACCCCACGCGGAAUAGCGCUACACCUGUGGGCAAUAUACUUGGGAAUGAAAUCAGUAAUGGAAUCAGCACACUGGCUUCCCAAGCUCUCGCAAGUGCCCCAAUCACCGCGAGUGAAAUUGGAGAUAUGCAAAUUGACCCUUCACUGCUUCAAGCCGCGAAUGAUCCGUCGUCUUUCUCAUCCAAUGCGCAACAUGAGGCCGGCGCAUUUGAAUACAUGGAUCCAAUGCUACACCCUGCAUUGCUGAACACUGAUGUCAAUCUCCAAAUCCGUCCGCAGGGUAACCUCCCCGGACAUGUCACGAGAACGUGGAGCGAGAAAGUAAAUAGUCGAACUCUUGAGGAAAUCAGGCAAUUAGUAGCCAAUCGGUAUCCAUACUCGAUCGUCAGCAAGAUCGAGGGAGUUGGUAAAGAUGACCAUGGGCAUGAUACUUACUUCGCUAUUGACGAAGAUCACGAAUUGGAUGCUUAUUUGACACAUGUGCAUGAGAGAAAACCUUUGCUUGUGUUGACACUGGGCCAGGUCUAA
Molecule: messenger RNA, 1797 nt
Organism: Penicillium odoratum
Lineage: Eukaryota; Fungi; Ascomycota; Eurotiomycetes; Eurotiales; Aspergillaceae
Product: Clr5 domain-containing protein
Exons: 2
Coding region: 1-1797 (598 amino acids)
Source: RefSeq, a predicted model, not a curated record